AUGUACUAUUCUGAAGAAUUGGGAGUCGAGCAAACAGAUCCCCAUCGUUGGAGACUUGUGACUGAUGAAUUGGGCAGAGAAACAUGGCACUACUUGAGUAUUGAAGAAAGUGAAAAAAAUCCCCAAUCGGACUAUGUUAAGUAUUUACUAGAGCUAGAUGACUUCCCAGCGCCUGAGGAGUCGGAUAUUAACACGCCAUUUGAGUCUGCAAAGAAAGGAGCUGAUUUUCUUGAGUUAUUACAGGAACCAAGCGGAAUGUUCCCGUGUCAGUACCGUGGGCCCAUGUUCAUGAGCAUUGGGUACAUAGCUGCAAACUAUUUCACCAAGAACGAGAUUCCUAAGCCCUAUAGGACGGAAAUGAUAAGAUAUCUUGUGAAUACGUCGCAUCCUGUUGAUGGGGGUUGGGGUUUGCAUUCGAUAGACAAAUCUACGUGUUUCGGAACCUCCAUGAACUAUGUGGCAUUGAGAUUGCUUGGAUUGCCGGCCAAUCAUCCUGUGUGUGUGAAAGCCCGUAAGACGUUACAUAGACUCGGAGGAGCUUUAGGUAAUCCUCAUUGGGGUAAAGCGUGGUUAUCGAUCUUGAGCCUUUACGAAUGGGAAGGUGUUAAUCCAGCACCACCAGAAAUGUGGCUCUUACCAUACAAUGUCCCAAUUCAUCCUGGCAGAUGGUGGGUUCAUACCAGAGCUAUUUAUUUACCUCUUGGCUACGUUUCUUCAUACAAAGUGAAAUGUGACCUAGAUCCUUUGUUGCAGGAGAUUAGAAAUGAGAUCUAUUUGCCAAAACAGUUGCCCUAUGAGAAAAUCGACUUCCAGACUCACAGAAAUAAUGUUUGUGGAGUUGACUUGUAUUACCCCCAUACCACUGUAUUAGACUGUCUUAACUGGGGUAUGGUAAAGUACGAGAAAUACAUCAGGCCCAAAUGGCUCCUUAAAAAGUCGAACGAUAGGGUCUACGAACUAAUUAAAAAAGAAUGUGCAAAUACUGAUUAUCUAUGCAUUGCUCCCGUGAGUUUUGCUUUUAAUAUGAUCAUAACCUUCCUUGAAGAGGGACCUAAGUCAUACGCGUUUGAACGAUUCAAAUAUAGAAUGAACGAUACGUUGUUUCAUGGGCCUCAAGGUAUGACUAUUAUGGGUACUAACGGUGUCCAAGUUUGGGAUGUGGCCUUUAUGGUUCAAUAUUUCUUCAUGGCUGGAUUAUCAGAAUUCCCGAAAUACCAAGAAAUGAUCCGUAAGGGUUACAAGUUUUUGGUCAGAUCACAGUUCACUGAGGAUUGUGUCGAUGGAAGUUUCCGAGAUAAACGUAAAGGUGGCUGGCCAUUUAGUACUAAAACGCAAGGCUAUACUGUGAGUGAUUGUUCUGCUGAAGCUUUAAAGGCCAUAAUUAUGGUAAAGAAUCAUCCGGCAUUUACUGAUAUCAAGGACGAUAUCGAAGAUGAAAACCUUUAUAAUGCAGUUGAUGUUAUAUUGAAUAUUCAAAAUGUUAAUGAUUUUGAAUUUGGUUCGUUUUCUUCUUAUGAGACUAUAAGAGCUACGCCACUAUUAGAGAACUUGAAUCCUGCUGAAGUUUUUAAUAAGAUUAUGGUUGAAUAUCCUUAUGUGGAAUGCACGGAUUCGUCGGUCUUAGGUUUGACUUACUUUGCUAGAUUCUAUCCAAAUUACAAACCUGAUCAAAUUAAGUUUGCAAUUGAAAAUGCAAUAAACUAUAUAAUAAAGGCCCAGGCUAAGGAUGGUUCGUGGUAUGGUUCUUGGGGUAUAUGCUAUACAUACGCCUCUAUGUUUGCCCUUGAAGCAUUAAAUUCCGUUGGAUACAGUUACGUUAAUUCCGAUACUGUAAGAAAAGGGUGUGACUUCUUAGUAUCGAAACAAUUGGCUGAUGGUGGGUGGUCUGAAUCUAUGAAAUCGUGUGAAACCGGUACGUAUGUCAAUACAGAGCAAUCAUUAGUUGUUCAAACUUCGUGGGCCUUGAUAGGAUUAAUAUUAGCAGACUACCCAAAUAAAGAAGCUAUUGAAAGAGGUCUUGCAUUAUUAAUGAGUAGACAAAAGCGGACUGGUGAAUGGAAAUUUGAAGACAUGAACGGUGUUUUCAAUCAUAGUUGUGCUAUUGAAUAUGAUUCAUAUAAAUUUUUAUUCCCUAUCAAAGCAUUGGGAUUAUAUAAAAGUAAAUAUGGUGACACACAUUUGAAUAUUUAG
Debaryomyces hansenii CBS767 is the source of this 2190-nucleotide messenger RNA. RefSeq names its product lanosterol synthase (gene ERG7). Gene Ontology annotation, cellular component: lipid droplet. The record is from RefSeq and is a predicted model, not a curated record. NCBI's taxonomy places the organism in Eukaryota, Fungi, Ascomycota, Pichiomycetes, Serinales, Debaryomycetaceae. Gene Ontology annotation, biological process: ergosterol biosynthetic process; triterpenoid biosynthetic process. The coding region runs from base 1 to 2190 and encodes 729 amino acids. The transcript has a single exon. Gene Ontology annotation, molecular function: lanosterol synthase activity.